Messenger RNA from Chenopodium quinoa (quinoa), 2121 nucleotides. RefSeq names its product protein NRT1/ PTR FAMILY 5.5-like. Bases 191 to 1825 code for a protein of 544 amino acids. Gene Ontology annotation, molecular function: transmembrane transporter activity. Gene Ontology annotation, cellular component: membrane. NCBI's taxonomy places the organism in Eukaryota, Viridiplantae, Streptophyta, Magnoliopsida, Caryophyllales, Amaranthaceae. Gene Ontology annotation, biological process: transmembrane transport. The record is from RefSeq and is a predicted model, not a curated record. The transcript has 5 exons.
CAUAUAUUUAUCUUAGGAGAAAUUAUGUGUUAACUGAUUUAAGGUACCUAUAUACUUGUAUAUAUAAUACCCUCCUUUGCUAAAUUUUCUGUACACUAAUCAACUGAUAUAGGUGAAAAGGGGCAAUUUGAAGGCUAGAUCAUUGUCUUCAGCUCAAACCACCUUGGCAGGACUACUAAAGAUUGGAGCUAUGGAGUAUAUUGGCAUAUUGAUACGUUUGCAGAAAUGGGUGAAUUUGUUUUCCGGGUAUAUAUUGUGGCUAAUGAUGGUGUACUUAACCGAUGUAUGGGAGCUUAAAUUAAUUCAUGCAGCUGCAAUUAUCAAUAUCUGGAUGGGAUUCAUCAAAAUUCUGCCUAUUGUCUUCGCUUACCUCGCCGAUGCUUUCCUAGGCAACUCUUUCGUCGUCCUCUUUAGCAGCUUCUCCUCCAUGAUUGGACUUGGUCUAAUAUGGAUGUCAACACCACCUGUAUUGGGCAAGUCAAAUGGAAAUUGCACCCAAUACAAGCCUGAAUGCAUUGGCGAGCAGCAAAAACAACUAUUUUAUUCGGGGCUCGUAUUCACCGCGUUGGGAAUGGCUGCUCUCUCUGCUUGCUAUGCGCCCUUUGCGCAGGAGCAAGCAGAGGAGGCUGCUGCUAGUAACAGUACACGUCGCGUAGGGUGGUGUCGUACUCACUUGGUUGCCUUUGCCGCACUCUUAAUAGCAGCCUUUGUCAAGCCAUGGGCUAUCUUAUUUGGAAUAUGUGCCAUACUUGGUGUGGUUUCUUUCUUUUUUUGCUUAAUCUUGAGGGUUUGCUUAGGGGUUGGAAACCCUGCUCCUAGGCCACAAGGGAGCCCCUUGACUACAAUCUUUCGGGUUCUUUUCGCUGCUGUCUCCAAGAGCUUUUUCUCGCGCCCACAAGAUAUGAAUGAGCUCUAUGAAAACCCUAACUCUCUCCAAGAAUUAUUGCCUCAUACGAAUGGCCUCAGGUGCCUCGACAAGGCAGCUAUAAUCGAAGCAGAACCCGUGCUAGAGCAACAAGUGAAAAAAAGAUGGAGCCUUUGCAAAGUAACAGAAGUUGAGGAAACCAAGAUAUUUAUACGCACAAUUCCCAUUUGGAUGACCUUCAUUGUUUGCGGUUUUGUAUCAUCCUUAGGGGCUACCUAUUUUCUUGAGCAAGCGAAUCACUUGGAUCGUAGAGUAGGAAAGGCGAAAACCCCUCUUAUACUUUUCUAUUGGUUUUAUGACCACUUUAGGAAAAGCUUCACUAGUGGCUUUUUACCAACAAUGUCCUUAAGUCGACGUUACAUUCCUCGAAUUGGAAUCGCAGCUGCCAUGAUGUACGCUACACUUGCUUGCAUCGCGGCAGCAAAGAUAGAGACAAGAAGGCUCGGUGUUGUCAAGAGUCAUGACUUAAUUGACAAGCCACACGAAAGAGUACCUAUGACUAUAUUUUGGCUUUUGUUCCAAUUCGUGUUGCUAGGUUGUCAUGAUGGCAUUCAUCGAUUGAGUGCUUACGGGCUAUCAUUGGAUCAAGCACCUAAAUCCAUGGUCAAGUACUUUAAUCUAUUCGCGAGGGGCUUCUUUGGCCUAGGGGUCAUGGGAAGUGUUGUGUUAGUCGACAUUGUUGGGAACAUUAGCGAGAAAAGAACGGGAAUAAAUUGGUUUCAAAGCACAUUGAACACUAGCCGAUUAGAUAAUUAUUAUUGGGUGCUAGCUUCAUUAGCUGCUGUAAAUCUUGUGAUCUUUAUUGUUGCGGCAUGUUUUUAUCGUUAUAGGGUACCAAGAGAUGGGCAAUUGGAGAAAGGGCUAUUACCUGUGGGCUUUAUGGAUGAUGAUCAUAUUUGACGACAUGUGUAGUGAUGUAUUGCAUUGGUUUUUAUUUGUGUUUAUUUAUCGUUGAGCAAUCUUGGGUGUAAAAAAAGUUAUCAAAUAGUCAUAUUGUCUUUACAUUUGUAGUUAGUAUUUGUAUUAAUUUUAAUAUAUCCUAGCAAUGCAUGAUACAUGUAAUCUCCCCAUCCUUGUGUAUUCUUAGUUUUUGGUUUUUUUUUCUUUUUUUUUUUAAAUCACAAGCCAACAUGAAAUUUUAUCUGUAUUAUCCUAACGGCUACAUAUAAAAAGUUAAAAGUGGCUGGCUUGAUUGA